Diversispora eburnea is the source of this 220-nucleotide messenger RNA. Lineage: Eukaryota; Fungi; Glomeromycota; Glomeromycetes; Diversisporales; Diversisporaceae. The record is from the annotation of a GenBank genome assembly.
UUUCUUCUUUGCAAUCCUCUGCUUCACCGCCUUCGUUAAUGGAAGUGUUAUUGCUGGUCGUGAUAAUGGAAAUGUUAUUGCUGGUCGUAGAGUACGAUGUAAUACUGGGGCGGGAUCCGGCUUUAUUUGUCAAAAAAGAACAGGAGGACCAACUUUCUGCUGCCCAAAAAAGAAUGACUGCUUAAACGGAGUUAAUGAAUGUGACCCAUUACCUCCUUAA